ACAAACUGCUAUCUCACUUUCUUUUCCACUGCCGCCUGCACCAAAGCAAACCAGUGAACACCCGUCAGCGGAUCACAUAUUUGUUUAGUCUCGAAAUUCCUCCAAGAAGCCUGCUUACCCAGUGCAUAUAGUCAAUCCCGCAGUCAACCAGCCCCCAACGACAUGGACGACAUCAGUGACAUCCAUUUCGGACCGCUACCACCGGAUUCACCGUACGUCAAACCAUUCCGCUUCCACUACACCCAGAACGGAAAGGCCAAAUCGUGGGAUCUGCUCAAAGUGCACGAUUCCGUUGCGAUCAUCAUUUUCAACAUCACCCGGCAGCGGCUGGUUUUCGUGAAGCAGUUCCGACCCGCUGUCUAUCACGGACUGGUACACGCGGAAGCGGGAGACGAUGGGACGAAGAUUGACAUGAAAAAGUAUCCACCGGCGCUGGCGAUGACCUUGGAACUGUGCGCUGGUAUCGUGGACAAACCCAUUCCCUGGGUCGAGAUUGCCCGGGAGGAAGUGCUCGAGGAGUGCGGCUACAACGUGCCCGUAGACCGGAUGGAGGAGAUUAUGGGUUUUCGGUCCGGGGUUGGCACGUCCGGAUCGCUGCAGAAGAUGUUUUACGUGGAGGUUACGGAUGAUGAUAAGGUUCCAAGUGGUGGGGGUGGAGUGGACGAUGAGAUUAUCGAGGUGGUGGAAUACAGCUUGGAAGAUGCUCGAAAGCUGGUGCAAAAGGGGAACAUGCUGAACAGCCCACCAGGAUUUUUGGUUGGAGUACUUUGGUUUCUGGCCAAUCGGGCGCCGGGCUGCAAAGCCUAGAGGCUGAUCCCAUUAGUUCCUUGAUUCUGUUGAAGUGAUUUAGUCGAACGUAAGAUUUAUUAGAAUCUGCACCGAGUGUAAUACACACAAGUCUCGCGGUUUUUUCUCAAAUGGACGACUCUUUUUAACAGUUUUUCAUGCAGUGGGUGCCUUCCACGUAAGAAGCGACUUGAGUAUAUUAAUAUGCUUACCCUAAUCGGUUUAUAAAAAUUAGCUACAACACAAAAAUUGUACCAAAACCGCUGCGUCGGUAAUAAAAAAUUUUUCAAAACUAUCAUUCGAUUACUUCAUAGCUUUUCCAUUA
Messenger RNA from Topomyia yanbarensis, 1111 nucleotides. Its product is annotated as uridine diphosphate glucose pyrophosphatase NUDT14-like. Lineage: Eukaryota; Metazoa; Arthropoda; Insecta; Diptera; Culicidae. The transcript has 2 exons. Gene Ontology annotation, biological process: nucleoside phosphate metabolic process; ribose phosphate metabolic process. The record is from RefSeq and is a predicted model, not a curated record. Gene Ontology annotation, molecular function: metal ion binding; UDP-sugar diphosphatase activity. The coding region runs from base 163 to 807 and encodes 214 amino acids.